This is a messenger RNA of Corvus hawaiiensis (hawaiian crow), 1314 nucleotides long. It is a transcript of the gene OAZ2, whose product is annotated as ornithine decarboxylase antizyme 2. Gene Ontology annotation, biological process: positive regulation of protein catabolic process. Gene Ontology annotation, molecular function: ornithine decarboxylase inhibitor activity. Gene Ontology annotation, cellular component: nucleus; cytoplasm. The record is from RefSeq and is a predicted model, not a curated record. NCBI's taxonomy places the organism in Eukaryota, Metazoa, Chordata, Aves, Passeriformes, Corvidae.
CCGCGCGCGGGCCCGCGGGGUCAGUCGGAGCGCGGCGCCGAGCGGAGCGGAGCGGGGGCACAGCCGGGGCACAGCCGGGCACCAGCACCAGCAGCGACCGCAGCCGCACCGGAGCGAGCCCAGGAUGAUAAACACCCAGGACAGUAGUAUUUUACCUUUGAGUAACUGUCCCCAGCUGCAGUGCUGCAGGCACAUCGUUCCAGGGCCUCUGUGGUGCUCCGAUGCCCCUCACCCACUGUCGAAGAUCCCCGGUGGGCGAGGGGGUGGCAGGGAUCCUUCUCUUUCAGCUCUGAUAUAUAAGGAUGAGAAGAUCACUGUUAGCCAAGAUGUCCCAGUGCACGAAGGGAAGCCUCACAUUGUCCACUUCCAGUACAAGGUCACAGAGGUGAAGACCUCCUCCUGGGAUGCAGUGCUCUCAAACCAGAGCCUCUUUGUGGAAAUCCCUGAUGGAUUAUUAGCUGAUGGAAGCAAAGAAGGGUUGUCAGCACUGCUGGAGUUUGCUGAAGAAAAAAUGAAAGUCAACUACGUCUUCAUCUGCUUCAGAAAAAGCAGAGAAGAUCGAGCUCCACUCCUGAAGACAUUCAGCUUCUUGGGCUUUGAGAUCGUGCGGCCUGGCCAUCCCGCUGUCCCGUCACGGCCGGACGUGAUGUUCAUGGUGUACCCCCUGGAUCAGAGCUCUUCCUCCGAUGAAGAAUAGCUGCAGAGGGGGACUCCAGCAGGACCCCAAUUUGCUGUGGAGGGGAGAGGGGACCACCUCCUUUCCUGAGGAAAGGGAAGCCAAGCUUCUGUUGGACUGCAAGCGCAUUUCUCAUUGUUAGAUUGGGCUGUGUAUCCCCAGAGUUGACUCUCAUUGAAGCGUGUUGCCUAGAGAACUAUCUAUCACACAUGUAAUCAUCACUAGGAAAAGGAAGAUGUUCAUGAACUGGCAUAGGAGCUCUUCCCAUGCAGCUGCGUGGUGUGGGAGCCCUGGGGUCGGUACCACCUUCGGGACUCCUCCCGACCUGCGUCGGUGCCUCCUGCCCGCCCGGCGUGGGCUCAGCUGGGACACCUGUUCAUUUCCCACUCAAGACCUUAAAAACGGCCUGGCUUGGUGUGGGGCACGUGCAGGAGACGCUCGAGUCUAUCCUUUAACACUACAUUAAACCCCCCAUGCGUCUCCACUCCGAUGCUGGUUUAACUGGUCUAACCUUUAUUUUUCCCUUUUUUGAAAACUUCUUGCUCUUCCAGCUUUUGUUUUACGCAGUCUUAACCCUGUUCCAUGUUCCCACUGCACUAUCACGGCAUUCAAUAAAAGGGGCAUUCAGAUGAACUUCA